Lutzomyia longipalpis is the source of this 3301-nucleotide messenger RNA. It is a transcript of the gene Ucp4A, whose product is annotated as mitochondrial uncoupling protein 4. NCBI's taxonomy places the organism in Eukaryota, Metazoa, Arthropoda, Insecta, Diptera, Psychodidae. The record is from RefSeq and is a predicted model, not a curated record. Gene Ontology annotation, biological process: mitochondrial transport; response to cold. The transcript is spliced from 3 exons. Gene Ontology annotation, cellular component: mitochondrial membrane. Bases 784 to 1749 code for a protein of 321 amino acids.
AGUUUGUUGUUUCAUGGAGUGUGUAGGAAAGAAGGAAAAAGUAAAUUAUCAGUCUCAGAAUCUCGCGCAUUUUUCCCCGGAAAAGUGAUAAUGCCCGGACAAAGAGACGCACUGGGGCUUUACGAGAGUGCUUCAGCUGCCAAACAGGCAUUUGAGUUUAGUGAGUCACCUCUGUAGGACGUCCUGGACAAUGCAAAAAGCAACUUUCACCCAAACCUAGAAAAAAGAAAUAAAAACAACACGGCGAUAAUUUUUCCUCGUUUUCCCCACAAUUUGCGGCUUAUCGUGCUACGCGCUAAUUUUGGCCCCCGUCAGCACUCUUGGGCGUGUUUUUUGCGAGAUAAACAAGCCCUCUCCGCCUAUCGAGAUCAAUAAACCCGCAAAAAAACUUGCGAGUGAUAAUGCAAAGUGCUGCCUCAGUCGUGAGCUUUACUUCCUCCUCUGCUACAGCUGCCAUUCCCCUCCGGAGCUUUGUAGGCUUUCCCCGAGCUUCUGCGGCAACUAUGGUGUGAUUCUCAUUCACAUUGCUACAACCACAAAUCCACCAGAAAGCAUUUCUCAAAACAUCUUGGACAAGUUGUUCACACAUCUCUCUCUCUGGCAAUCCGGAAGCAAACGUGAGCCACCACUGAAAUGAAGAGCCCCUUAGAUCAGGUAGAGAGAUCCUUAUGUAAAGUGAGGCGCCCUUGAGAAACCUCCGUCUAAUUAUAAAGACAAAAAAAAGUGAAAGAAACAGCAAAGAUUUCACUCACGAACAAUUCUCCCGCAUGAUCGCGAUGCAGAAUGCAGCAGACAACGAGGACGGAAAUGCGUCCGGUGAAGUAUCACUACGCGGAUUCCUUCCUCUGCACCUACGUCGUCUCCGUGAUUGCGGCAAAUAUGGCUGAACUUGUGACAUACCCAUUGGAUCUCACGAAAACACGACUACAGAUUCAGGGGGAAGCGACGGCGGGAGGUGCACGAGCAAUAUCCAGCCCACAGUAUCGUGGAAUGCUGGCCACAGCCUUGGGCAUUGUCAAGGAGGAAGGAGCCUUGAAGUUGUGGCAGGGAGUCACGCCGGCUCUCUAUAGGCACGUCGUCUACAGUGGGGUACGUAUUGUCACGUAUGACACACUGAGGAAGAGCAUGAUGGGACACGGGGACACGAGCCUGCCGCUGCAUAAAUCCGCCCUGUGCGGGGUUACUGCAGGUGCUCUGGCGCAGUGGAUGGCUUCCCCGGCGGAUCUCGUGAAGGUUCAGUGCCAGAUGGAGGGCAAGAGGCGUCUUCAGGGGUUGGAGCCACGCGUUCACGGAGCUGCUCAUGCUUUCAGGGAAAUUGUAAAGCGUGGCGGUGUGAGGGGACUGUGGAAGGGCAGUGUCCCCAAUGUCCAGCGGGCAGCUCUCGUCAAUCUUGGCGAUCUCACGACCUACGAUACCGUCAAGAGGGCCAUUAUGCGUCGCACAGGCCUCCCAGACUGCCAUCUCGUCCACAUUGCCUCAUCCGUGUGUGCUGGUCUCGUGGCAGCCACAAUGGGUACCCCAGCGGAUGUCGUGAAGACGCGCAUUAUGAAUCAACCCAUCGACACCACUGGCCGUGGGCUUCUCUACAAGGGAAGCGUGGACUGCCUCGUCCAGACAGUCUCCAAGGAGGGCUUCUUUGCACUCUACAAGGGUUUCCUGCCCGUGUGGAUUCGCAUGGCUCCCUGGUCCCUCACAUUCUGGCUCUCAUUCGAGCAAAUUCGCUCAAUGCUCGGAAUUGGAGGCUACUAAAACGGAAACAGAGGGGCCCCAUCGAUCGACUAUUCGUUACCGAAAAGUUCCCUUAAUUUUUUUUUGUUCUUUUAAACAUUUUUUUUCUUAUUUUUAUUUACAAUCAAUAAGCAAACCAACUCAGGAGGACGCGUGUUUUGCUGCUAGGGCAGAUUUUUUUGUGGUUCAUAUCAAAUUCUCAGGAUGUUGUUGAGUUUCUUCAACUUAAUGAGGCAAUCAGUGAGAGAGAAUUUAGACGUUUUAUUUUAUUUUUUUUGCUUAGAUAUUGUUGUUUCAAAGAAAUCUUUAAGAAUUAUAUAAAACAUUUAUUUUUACAAUUAGUUUUUUUUAAUGUUUUUUUCGUAGGUUUUUUUUUUAAAUUGUGUGCUGAAUAAAUUAGGAUUUUAUUGGAAAGAAAAACAUAAACGUUUGUUAUUCAUUUUGCGUAGAUUUGGGAGUAAAUGACGUGAUUGGAUGGAAAUUUCUCAUGAAAAAUGGGUUGCUAGAUGAAAAGACGCCAUUUUGUUUUUUUUUUAAAUUGUUUUAGUUCUUUUAACUAAUUCUUUAGGUAAUUUUUAAUUAUAAUUAUCGGAAAAUCCGUUUCAUUUUAUCAGUCAAAAAUGCUCUAAAAAAAAGUUUCAAUAAUAUUUAGACAAAGCUGAAACAUUAAACAAUUAAACUUUUCUUGUGCUAAAGUUUUUUUUAAAUUGUUUUUAAAGCAUUUUUUAAGUCUUUCUUAAAAGAAAUAAAAGAAUCUUAAUUUUUCUCAAAAAUUCUCUAAAGAAAUCUAACAAAAAAACAAUAAACAAAAUGUGAGGUUAGUCAAACUAAAGAAGAAAGCGCAAAAAAAAACAAAAUGGCGUCUUUUUUUUAAAAAGGUCAAGAGAGCGAUUAUUAUUUCUAAAUUAGAUUUUUUUUGUAUUAUUAUUUAAUGGAACAUUGCUUUAAAAAAUGAUAAAAGUUAAAAAGUUAAACAAAAUGUUCUAAGAAGUUACGAAUCAUAAAAUAAUAUUUUUCUUUGACCUUCAAUUACAAAAUUCGCUCCAUUUGACGGUAAUUAGAAUAAAAUGGUUUUGAAUAUACCCUUUGAAAAAAAUUUUUUAAAAUUAAUUUCAAGUCAAUACAAUUUAGUUUCCAAAUUAAAUUAGUAACAGGCAGCUAAAUUAAUUUCCCUACUUACAGUGAUGGUCAUAAAAAUGAUAAUCUCUCUUUGAGACCACUAAAUCGUAGCUGUGAUUUUAUUGUAAUCAAAUAAAUCUGAAUCCCCAGACGUAGAUGAUUAGAAUAAGUAAAGUGAAGUUUUAUGACAUUUUUUUGUGGACUUGGAGUGCAUCUUAUUUUAAAUGCAGGGAGCAAAUUUAUAUUGUAGCCAUGUCUUUAAUUUUCUAAAUAAUAAAAUUUAGAAUUUAGUUACAAACUAAUAAAUAAAAUUCUACUAAAAGCUAAUUUUCUGUGUACACACUCUUGUAUAUAAUGUACGUAGUAGUGAGUAAAUAGGAGGUAGAUUGGCUUAGAAAGGUACAAUAAAAUACCGAGAGAUGAGAUCAAUGUAAAAUACAUAAAUUAGAAACAA